Messenger RNA from Zerene cesonia (dogface butterfly), 2519 nucleotides. Its product is annotated as methyltransferase-like protein 9. Lineage: Eukaryota; Metazoa; Arthropoda; Insecta; Lepidoptera; Pieridae. The transcript is spliced from 5 exons. The coding region runs from base 188 to 1315 and encodes 375 amino acids. The record is from RefSeq and is a predicted model, not a curated record. Gene Ontology annotation, molecular function: protein-L-histidine N-pros-methyltransferase activity.
UAUGAUUAAAUCUUACUACAUUAAACUUUCACCGUAUUUUCAAGCAAAUAAUGGUAUUCCAUUUAAAUUUUUAACUGUUUUUAAAUAAACAUCUAACAUUUAUCAUAGCAAAUAAACUGGACCAAGUUAAAAGUUAUGUUAAGGUUAUGUUUCUAAGGUAUUUGUGCAAACUUGUACAAAUUUAUUAAUGUCAGCAUUGUUGUUGUUUUUAUCAUGUUUUAUGAUUAUUUAUGAAGCCUCCUCAAUAAAUUUCAAUUACAAUUGUUUAAAAAUAUUCUCCUUCUCUUAUUGUGUAAAGGAAUACUCAGAAGUGUGUCCAAAACAUGAACAUUUCGAAAAAAUUGAUUGGGAGGUAAGCUUACCAUCAGAAAGGAGAAUUAGAUAUGAGGCCAUGGCAAGUAACUCUGGAUUGAAUGGAUUAUAUAGACCGAGAAGUGCUCUGGCUCGUGCGAUGUAUGAAAAACAACGAAAUGAUAGAUACCUUCAAGAAUUUGAUCAAAAUGAGUGGUACCAAGUCGACAAGAACCAGCUACCCCCAGAGGCGCAAGAGAAGUUCAUUCAGCUGCACCCCGAUAAAGAGACACAAGAGUUCCUCACCACCUCUGUGGACAAAUCCUCGUGGGUCUGGACGCAGCUGUGGUACAUCCUGGCCAAGUCCUUCCUGAGGCAUUUCUGGACUACAACUGAUAUUAAUGGAUGGCUGGGACGCGGGUCAAUGUUCGUACUAUCAUCAGCUCAAACUCGAUUAUUGCUGAAAGCCGCCCGCUCCGGGCAGGGUAGCUCGAGCCCGGAGAAGUUAUCUGCGUUCGUGGACGUUGGCGCUGGUGAUGGUGAAGUGAGCAAGAGGUUCGCUGAUCUGUUCACUACGAAGUAUGCCACUGAGAUAUCAGCAUCUAUGAGGAAAGUGUUGAGCAGCAAGGGAUUCACCGUGCUGGACGCGGACGCGUGGUGGCAAGAGCAGCGGUUCGACUGCGUGUGUAUGCUCAAUCUGGUCGACCGCUGCAGCAAGCCGCGCACCAUGCUGCGGCAGGCGCGCGCCGCGCUCGCGCCCGCCGGCCACCUGCUGCUCGCGCUCGUGCUGCCCUACAAGCCCUAUGUAGAAGCGAACUCUGACCACAAGCCGGAAGAGCGCCUCCCGAUCCAGGGCGGCACGUUCGAAGAGCAAGCGGCGUCCUUCGUCGCGUUCAUGCGGGACGAGAUGCGCUUCGAGCUGGCGGCCUGGUCGCGCGUGCCCUACCUCUGCGAGGGGGACUUCGCGCAGGCCUACUAUUGGUUGGACGACUCCGUCUACGUGUUUAGACCUAUGCCCGAGUAGAGUCUGGCCUGCGGGCCUGUCGGACUUCACGUGACGUCACCAUAUUGAAUGCUGCACACUUUACACCUUAGGCACUUACUUUAGUGUAAAGUGUCCAGCCGGUGCGGAAUUUGGGGCGUGACGUCAUCAGAUUGAUCUAUGGGCUCCGCACUGAGUUACUCUUUACGUUUAAGACACUUACCCGAGAGUAAGUGUCCAGCCAGUCUGGGAUUUCGGACGGGACGUCAUCAAAUCGAUUACGUUCUUCACUUGAUCUCAAAGAUGAUGGGCAAAGAGUAACUUCCCUUUAUUCUUAUUUUUGCAUUAUACGAGAUACGCUUGGAAUUCGCGGCAUUUUGUCUUCAGACUAAUCAUGUAAUCAUCUGAUCUGGAUUUAUAUAUUUACUAUUUACUGUAAAAAAAUAUAAGACAGGUAAAAUUAAAAUUGAAAAGGCGGAACAUAUUUAUUCAAAAAAAACAUCUUUAGAAGAUCAGAAAAAGUUCUAAGGAAAUUUGCUUUCGCCUUACUUAUAAAGUACAAAAAAGUUGUCUUUUGAGAAUUUAUUUCGAAGUGAGAUUAACUACUAACAAACUAAACUACUACUUAAACUAUUAUGUACUAUAUAUCAAUAUGGCUCCUAUAACGAGAACUUACUAAGCAAUUAAUUAAAGAGAAUAAUUAAUUUUAUCUGAUGACGUCACGUUACAAAUAGAACUCUUAUGGAUUGAUAGAUUUAAUAUUAUAAACGUUGUGAAUUUUGCUUAAUUGUUGUGAACUUGUGAAGGGAAAGUGUUAAACAUUAAACAAUUGGUGUACAACGCACAGGCCUAUGGUCAUACUACUAUUUAAGAUAUUGAGAUUUGAAGAAGAUGUUUAUUAAAAGUAAUUAAGACCAAUUAUACUAAAUAUAAUAUAUAUUAGGUACAAAUUAAUAUAUAUUUCAAUACUCAGAUACUACAAUUAACAAUGUAUGUAACUGACAUCGAUGCAAAUAAAUAUAAUCUAUCAUAUGUCAUACAUCCGUGUUUGAGUAAGUCAACGUUUUUUGUCAUAUGAAAAACUUAUAAAUCAGCCAUUUAGUCUUGAUUUUGAAUAUGAGGUCUAAAAAUUUAGCCUUUAGCAUAUCUCGAUUUAAAAUUUUUAUAAAUCCUCUCUAUCUGAUGCUUUCUUACUAUGUCAAGUUAAAUCGUAUCAGGAAAUAUAAUUUACUACUCUACCUCAGAA